Cucurbita maxima (winter squash) is the source of this 1118-nucleotide messenger RNA. RefSeq lists its product as uncharacterized. The transcript is spliced from 4 exons. Lineage: Eukaryota; Viridiplantae; Streptophyta; Magnoliopsida; Cucurbitales; Cucurbitaceae. Bases 196 to 555 code for a protein of 119 amino acids. The record is from RefSeq and is a predicted model, not a curated record.
UGUAAACCCACAAACAGUUGACUCAUUCAAUUCACAAAUAUUUUUUACAUACAAACUUGGCGUGAGGAACAAGUGCUUAGGACGGAACUAUCAGAUGAACUUCAUACAGUCAAAAGGAGGAUGGUUUCAUAUAAUCCCAUUUCCUUUUGCUUGAAUAGGUGAUGGUGAUUAAUGUUAAUAAGUUUUGGUUUGUAGAUGGAUAGCGAUGAGGUGAGGGCGAAAUUGAGCGCGAUAAAUUACUACGAUAACUGUGGACUCACUCCAGAUUGGGAAAGAGACAGAUUGGCUGUGCUGCAUCUAUCACUAGACAAACUGAGUUUUGCAAACAAUGCAUAUAAGGAUAAAUCGAAUAAGUCGUGCUUGUCGGGAGGGGAAGUCGAUAAGCAAAAACGGUGUUUCUUGAUGGGACAUGACUGUAAAAACAUGGCCGAUGAGAGGAAGCUAUUAAGGGAGAUGAAUGCAAUACAAGGGAAGGAUGGUGGGAUGACAGUGGAAGAACUCCAGGCUCCUAUUGAAUGCCUAAAAGAGCAAAUGCGCAACAAGUAUUGGUCGUGAAAAAGCCAUUCUGAAAGACAUACAACCAACAGAAGAUCGGCAGGGAGAAAGGUAUUGGCGAUGGUGUUGUGAACGGAAAAUUGUGGAAGUCCUUGGGUUCACAAGAAUCCAUUCGAGUAGAAUUGCAGGCUCUGGGCAAGGAUUGGGAUGAGGUAGGCGGAAAAUCAGAUAAAAAAAAAGGUAGAGAAGGUAGAAAAGGACACAAGUUGUUUACAGAAACGCUUGAAAGAUGGCGAUCGCAAAAAGGAUGCGGCGUACAACACCAUUCUCAAGCUGAAGAAGCAGCAGGAAGAGCUUAGUGUUACAUCAAAAUCCAAUUUGCAAGUAAUUUAGAUUAGAUUACACACUGAUUUACAAGUACGAUUGAUGAGGAGAGGGCUGCAAAAACAGAGUUGUACUCUUCUCCUUUCAUUUUGAAAUUGGACAUGGCAGUUGCCUACCUAGGUUUUAUAAACAUUGUUCAACAUGUGGCGCAAAAAAGAAAAAAAAACACAUUACCUUAAAUGUAAGGUUACGUAGAUAACACUAUUAAUGAACUCAUAAAUCCUACUCCUUCCAAACUU